Messenger RNA from Coprinopsis cinerea okayama7#130, 2217 nucleotides. RefSeq names its product krueppel-like factor 16. Lineage: Eukaryota; Fungi; Basidiomycota; Agaricomycetes; Agaricales; Psathyrellaceae. The record is from RefSeq and is a predicted model, not a curated record. The transcript has 3 exons. Bases 1 to 2217 code for a protein of 738 amino acids.
AUGGAUCUGCAACACCAAGGCAGCGACCACGGCUCACCCUUUAUAAACGAUGUUGGCAUUGUCCCUCCCUCCCCCGAGAUCAACCGCCCCAGCGAGUUCGACCAUCCCCUCGACUUUGGCUCAUCACCGCCCUUCAUCGACUCUACUAGCUCAUACAACAACUCACCCUUCUCAAACCCGUCCGAGCUCUCCUUUGUCACCGCCGAGAACGACCUCUCAUUCGACCUCUUUGCCGACGACACUCGCGCUCCCGGCCUCUUCGACACGAUAGGUUCGGCGGGCAUCCAGACCGGCACCGACUUUGACUACGACCCGGCCGAGUACGACCCGCCGCACUCGGGCUCGUCCCUUUUGAUGUACAGCGAUAACGACUACUACCACGGCAUGACCUCUCCCGAUCACCACAACCAGCACCACCACAGGGCCGGUAGCGUCCCCUACGACCACAGUUCGCCCUCUUCAAACGGCGACAAUGCUGAUCGCCGAUCCCGAGCAUCCUCCGUCUCCUCAGCCUACCAGGGCCAGCAGCAACAACAAUCACAGUUUGGUCAUUCACCGCGGCUUGAUGUAGCCCAUUCAUUUGAAAACAUGACUGUCCGAUCGCCGAACUGGGGAACAGAGCAGCUUCCGCCCCAGCAAAAGCCGCAUUCUCCACCGAGGCUGCUGAUGCCCGACACCUACCCUAUGGAGAACCAGGAUUUGCCCUCCAUCAAUGCCCCUGACGGCGACGGCGUCAUGGGCGGUCCACAGCUUCACAUCGUCCCUGCCACUCCCGUAGGCGCGGCAGCCACAAAUGCACCCUUCCAAAACAAUGUAGCUCAAGGAGCUGAACUAGGCCAAUCCCAGCCAAAUUGGGGUCUCUCUACCGGCGGCCAACAGCAAUCAGGUCCUUCAGAACCCAACUCUCGUCAACCAACACCUUUCCGAUUCCCUGCCCAACAGGAUCCAUCCUCUAGCCAAUCCAAUGUCUACCCCGCAUCCAAUGAUCCCGCCAACUUCCUUUUCCCCCAGCAACAACGGACCCGGAGCAAGUCCGAUAACGCGCUCGAGCCUCCAUCAUGGGACCAAGCCUUUGUCCAGCAGCAACAACAACAACAGCUAGCGCAAGGUGACAACAGUGCUCUUGGUCUGGAUUUAGAGAUUGCGUCCCGAGCGGGAGUGGAUGAUGGAUUGGGCACAGGGUCUUCUACCACGUCUGUCAAUGUUGACCCCAAUACGUCACCCUCCUUCUCCAUGCAGAACUUCACAUUCGGAGGUUCAGCAUCGGAGCGCAACAACUUUUUAUCCCCCGACGCCCAAUCAGCCCUGAGCAUGCGCAGAACAAGGUCAGAGCAGGGUAACGGCAGACCGCUCGGACACAGGCAGAGUCGUUCUGAGGACAUUCGAGGCCUUCAACAGCAGCAGUCAUUACCCGGCCAGCCACACCACUCCCUCCAGCCCCAGCUACAACAGCAACACCCACAUCCUUUCUUGGGCCACAGCAAUCCCAACAGCAACUUCCACCACGGGCACUCUUUAAGCCUCUCUGCGAGUCAAGGGUCCAACCUAUUAUUCCCCCCACCUACGAACGACUUUGGCCAGAUGCAGAACCCCAACUUGCUUUCCACCCACCAUACGCUUCCGUCCCUGCGAUCGCUAUCACCGGGGCGUGGCCACAUCCGACGUGCUUCUUCGGGGUCAAGAUCAGAGCGGGGGAUUGGCGCUGAGCCGUGGGGCUCCAGCUAUAGCGGGAGCGCACGCGCGAGUCCGUACCCCUCGCCUAACGCCUCCCCACGCGUGCGCUACGACGAACUCGAGCUCGACUUGGAACGGGAAGCCAAACUCGAGAUCCCACCCGCCCAUUCUAGCGCGGGCUUCGAGAACGAGGUGGCGCUGAGCGGGCGGAUGGGUCUGGGCGGUGCCAUGGCUGCCAAGGGUCUUGUCCCUGGCGCGGACGGGAUGGUGGACCAGAAGACGAUGAACGUGAACGACUUUUUGGGGACUGCGGCGAGUGCUACGCUUGCGACUAUGAAUGUGCUGAAUAGUGGUGGUGGGGAGGUGAAGCCUAUACCUGUUAGCCAGGUUUCGAAGCCGAAUGUGACGACGUUGAGGACUGCUACUGCGAGUCAUAAACGGCGGAAACAGGAGGCUGGGUUUGUGUGUCCGUUCCCUGGGUGUGGGAUUCUUUAUAAGAUUCGUUAUGCCGUUUUGAAUGAAAUGCUUAUGACGCCUUGCUAG